Messenger RNA from Oikopleura dioica, 3609 nucleotides. The record is from the annotation of a GenBank genome assembly. Lineage: Eukaryota; Metazoa; Chordata; Appendicularia; Copelata; Oikopleuridae.
AUGCUGGUGACUUUUGUACUCAACGAUGAUGUCAUUGAACAUGAAGUUCUUCCCGGAGAUGAAGAAAGCUUGCUGAGUUAUAUCCGCCGAUAUGGGAAUACAGAAACGAAGCAAAUGUGCGAAGAAGGCGGCUGUGGAGCUUGCUCAAUCAUUGAAAUCAUCGACGAUGGUGCUCAAAAAACAAGACGCGCUCUCUCAGCUUGUUUGAUCACCCUUCCAAAGGCGGAUGGAAGAAAGUUCGUCACGUCAAGCCAGAUUUCUAAAUCUGCUACAGGAAAGGCGAUUCAAAAAAGCUUCGCGGAAAAUUUUGCCUCGCAAUGUGGCUACUGUACUCCUGGAUUUGUCGUAGGAGCAACUUCCUGCACUUCACAUGAAGAGCGAGAAGUUGAAAUGAACGGUCAUAUCUGCCGAUGUACCGGCUAUUUUCCGAUCAAAAACGCGAAUAAGGAUGCUCCUUUCAUGGAUAUAGAAGACUUGGCAGAGCUGUGCGCAAGUUGCCCAAGCAGAAAAGUCGUUCAGAAUCAAUCGCAGCACUACUUCACCCCAACUUCUCUUGCUGAUCUUCAAGUUUUGAUGGAAAUGCAUUCAUCUCACGAACUUAUUGCAGGCCAUACAUCAAAACACGUUUCGAAAUACUACAGAAACACAAGCAACGAAAAAGCACCAGUAACAAUUGACAUCACGAAGGUUGCUGAAAUGACUGCAGUUUCUAUUGUUGGAUCAAAAAUCACGAUUGGUGCAGUAGCUACACUUGAAGAUUUGCGAAGCCUUUUCAACAAAUCAUCUCUGAAGGUUCUCAACCAAGCAGGUCAAUUCUUGACCAAGGUUGGUUCAAUUUCCAUGCGUCACCAAGCCACUUGGGCUGGAUCUCUUGCUCUUCAGCGAUCUGUUCCAGAGUUCGCCUCUGACAUUUCAGUUAUGCUCGCAGCUCUUGGUUUGAGGCUUGAAGUCCUCGACGAAACGAAUACAAGAAAGUCCAUCUCAGUCAGUGAAUUCGUCAAUGACUCGGCAAGCAAUUUGGUCAUCAAUGGAACAAUCGAUACAACGGGCUUUGAGAGCGUAGUCGAUUCUGUCACGUUCGGUAAAGUUAUGGAUCGGCCCACAAUGGCAGCUGGUAAACUCACAUUUGGCUUCUUCUCGACUGCAAGACUUUUCUGUUCUUCUACCGCUGGAUUCAGACAGAUCGAGUCUCCAUCGACUUCUUCCACCGAUGAUUUGAACAAAUCACUCGCUGGAGAAUCUGACUUGCUUACCCGAGCUGAGUUGCUCAGACAUUAUUCAAAGCUAAGCGGAACCACUAUCGCACCAGUCUCCCACGCUCAAGAAUCUUACUCUAUUGACGAUUCUGCACAGCCAGACAUCGCUAAAGGAGUCCCACAAAAACAUGCUGAGCAACUUGCUGCUGGAACAGCCGAAUUCCCCUCAGACUUUGAGCCAGCUGUGAAUCAGCUCUAUGCAAAAUUUGUCAGUGCUGGUAAAAUUGGAAAUGUUGGAAGCAUUAGUUUCGAGAAAUGCCGAGAUGUCAAGGGAUUUGUUCGAGGAAUUACUGCUGAAGACAUUGUCAACGCCGGUUUCAAUAAUACCUUUUGCUAUCCAGCUGGGCUUGAACCAGAUGAAAUCAACGAAGAGAGAGUUCUUGCCUAUCCAAAUAUCGAGUACCACGCUCAACCCGUGGCCAUCGUUGUUGCGAAGAGUCAGCAAGCUGCUGAUAAAGUAGCUAAGCUAGUGGAAAUUGAAGUGACUGGGUGGGCCCAUGAAACACUUCAAUCACCGGUUCAACUGUCGGAAGCCAUCGAAAAGAAAGAUUUCUUCCCUUCAGGAUUCAUGUCUUCUCGUGACCGUGGGGACGUUGAAGAAGAAUUGGCGAAUCCAACGAAUCAUCGAAUCGAAGGGAAACUUCGUCUGCCAGGCCAGUAUCACAUGUUCAUGGAAACCCACUUUGCGCGCGCAAAUUUGCGAGACGAACAAGUCUUCAUUGAUCUGGGUUCGCAAGCUGUUGAUAAGGUGCAGCGUAAUGUUGGACAUUGUCUUAACAUGAACCACUCGGCAAUCACUGUUACUUGUCGAAGAAUGGGUGGCGGAUUCGGCGGAAAAGCUACUCGAAGUCAAUGGACUGCUUGUGCAGUCGCUAUUGCAGCGAAAUUGACGAAAAAGCCAGUCGCUCUCCAUUUAUCCCUUGAAGACUGUAUCACCAUCAUGGGUGGUCGAUCAAUUUACGAAGUCGAGUAUCGAGCGUCGUUUGAGAAGAAGACAGGAAAAUGCACCGCCGUUGACUGCAAACUCUACUGCGAAGCUGGAGCAAACUACAACGACUCCGCUUUCAAUGGAAUGCUGACUGCGAUGCACAUGGAAUCGAACUUGGGAAUUCCAAACCUGCGUUUCGAAUGUUUCGCUGUUCGAACAGCUUCGCCAGCUGUCACUUGGCUUAGAGCGCCUGGAAUGCUUCAAGCGUCUUCUGUUCUCGCUCUCAUUGUUGAUGAAGGUGUUUCUGGUGUUCUUCCGGAUUAUCUUGAAUCUUACAAAUCUUGUUUGAUGCCCAAAGGUUUUAUGAACCUCAUGGGUUCUGUUGAAUCGACCGAUCGAAACGUUACCAUUAUCGAUGACAUUUGCAACAAGGUCAACGUCGAGGCUUUAGAGAAAGAAGUCGAUGCAUUCAACUCUGCUAACAAGUGGAAGAAGAAAGCCUUGGCUGUCACAGGAAUGAAAUAUCCAAUGGAUCCUGCCUUCCAUGUCAACUCUUGCUUGGUCAAUAUUUGUAGACAAGAUGCAACCGUGCAAAUUCAUGUCGGAGCCAGCGAUAUGGGUCAGGCAACUGCAACUAGAUCAGCUCAAACGGCGGCGAGAACUCUCGGCAUCCCUCUAGAAAUGGUGAAUGUUCAGCCGACAAGUUCUGCAGUAACUGCCAACGGAGCACCUACUGGAGGAACUGUUUCUACUCAAGUCGCUUGCUACCUUAUUUCUGAAGCUUGCAAGAUUCUGAAUGCUUCUUUGGAUCCUUACCGACCAGUGGCUCCUCAUCGCGAUUCUCUAGACAUUUGGCGCGAGACUGUCAAAGAUGCCGCCGCAAAAGGAGUUGAUCUUCAAGCUCGUUUCCGAGGAUCAAUCCCUAACGGAGCCUACGCCUGUUACGGAUCAGCAGUUGCUGUCGUUGAAGUUGACUGUCUCAACGGAGAGCAUACCAUUGAAAAGUUUGACUGCAUCUAUGACGCAGGAGAAAUGCUCAACGUCGGCACAGAAUUGGGUCAAGUCGAAGGAGGGUUGAUGAUGGGACUUGGCUGGCUCAAGAUGGAGGAUCUCAAAUGGGAUCAAGUUUCUGGCGCAAAGCAACGGGGAACAUGGGAAUACAAAGUCCCGAUGCAUCUCGACAUUCCAAAAAAAUUCUCUUGCGAGCUGACAAACAAGUUCUUGGAAGCUGAAGAAAAACGACCCUUCCCAAUCGGAUCCAAACAAGCUGGAGAAGCUGCGAUGCUUCUCAGCUUCGCCUAUCGAAACGCCCUUCAACGAGCCGUCCGCAAGUUCAACCCUCAUGCAAAGAUGAUCGAGCUUCCAGCAAAAACUGAUCAUGUCCGAGAAGCAAUUAAUGUACAAGCUGAUGCUCUUGUUCUCUGA